Messenger RNA from Lindgomyces ingoldianus, 1779 nucleotides. RefSeq names its product fungal trichothecene efflux pump. Gene Ontology annotation, cellular component: membrane. Gene Ontology annotation, biological process: transmembrane transport. The transcript has 5 exons. Bases 1 to 1779 code for a protein of 592 amino acids. The record is from RefSeq and is a predicted model, not a curated record. Lineage: Eukaryota; Fungi; Ascomycota; Dothideomycetes; Pleosporales; Lindgomycetaceae. Gene Ontology annotation, molecular function: transmembrane transporter activity.
AUGGCAGGCGAGAAGACCACACACGAAGAGAUCUCGAGUGAACACCCUCAAGUUCAUCACGAUGACAGCGGCCUCCAUCACGAUCAUGUAGCCGCCGAGGCUCUUGGUGGACGUACGCAUGAUUUGCCUAAAGGAUAUUACUAUAGCCCUGGCUUCAUCGGCACGCUUGUUGCCACGUGUUUGGCCCAGAUAUCUGGAUACCUUGGAUGGGUGCUUCCAUCGAACACCCUCUCCUUGAUUAACGCCGCCAUCGGCCCUUCUCCGGAUAUAAUCUGGGUGUCUAUAUCAUGGACAGCCGGCUUUGCAAUCGGCUUCACACUUGUUGGUCGACUCUCUGAUAUAUUCGGGCGACGGUGGUUCUUCAUAGGAUCUUCCAUCCUGAGCCUGAUCGGAAACAUCAUUGGAGCUUCCGCGCAGAGUAUUAAUAUGCUCAUUGCCACGAACUCAAUCAAUGGACUCGCAGCGGCUGGUCAGCUCUCCUUCAAUGUUGUCCUUGGGGAACUCGUGCCAAACAAGCUUCGUGGCCCAAUUAAUGCCUUUGUACUUUCUACUUCUGUUCCUUUCGCGGUAUUUGGGCCCCCUGUUGCGCGAGCCUUCUACGAGCACACCGCGCUGCAGUGGCGUUGGUCAUAUAUUCUAGGUGUCAUUGUCAAUGUCAUCGCUAUCACCUUAUACUACUUUUUCUACCACCCGCCGACCUAUGAAAUGCUUCACAUUGGAGGUAAAUCGAAGCUUAAGCAACUCAGAUCUCUUGACUGGGUCGGUAUCUUUCUCUUCACUGCUGGUCUAUGCGUCUUCCUAAUUGGCCUGAAUUGGGGUGGCUCAUCUUACCCAUGGAAAUCUGGACACGUCCUUGGAGCUCUCUUUGCCGGAUUCUUUGGACUUGUCAUCUUCUGCUUCUGGGAAUCGUAUUCGGGGCUUGAGUACCCUCUAAUUCCCAUGCGGUUGUUCAAAAAUAUCAAAUACAAUGCCAUUGUGGCUUGUGCGAGUAUCGGAGGGAUGGUGUACUACGCGAAUACCGUCAUUUGGCCGACGAUGAUCGGAGCACUCUUCACGACGGAUGUGACGAAGACCGGAUGGCUUUCCUGCGCAGUUGGUGGAGGUCUUCUCAUGGGCCAGAUCCUCGGUGGAAUCGGCGUCCGCAUCCUCCCUCGAAUGAAGAUCCAAAUGACGGUCGCAAGUGUCAUUUGUGUCAGUUUCGUCGGUGCAAUCGCGGCCUCUAACCAGCAUACAGAACAUCGCACUGUUGGGUUCCUCCUCAUCGGUACCAUGGCCGCCGGAUAUAUUGAGAACCUUACUCUCAGUACCAUGGCCUUGGUCUGGGACGCUGCUGACAUCGGCCUUGUUGCUGGUGUCAUGGGUGCCAUUCGAACAGCUACUUCAGCAGUCGCUACCAGCAUGUACUCAUCUAUCCUCACCACCGAGGCUGGGAAGUACAUCCCAAAGUAUGUCGCCCCUGCUGCUGUUGAUGCUGGACUUCCCGAGUCGUCUCUGGCCGCUCUCUUUGCUGGAAUUACGGCUGGUGAUUUUUCUGCGGUUCCUGGAAUCUCGCCACAUAUUAUUGCAAUUGUAAGCGAUCAGGUCAAACAUGCGUACUCGCUUGCUUUCCGGACUGUGUUUCUCUGCACGCUGCCGUUUGGAGUACUAUUGCUGAUUGCAGCUGUUAUUUCACCGAAUGUUGAGGAUUAUCUUACUGAUGAGGUAGCGAGGAAACUGCAUGGCGCUGGGAUUGAGAAGAACGAGCCAGUCGUGAAGAAAGAGGUUGUUGAUGAGGUGUAA